AUGAGCCCAAACGGCGAAAGGGAACCGCUCAUCAACUCCACGGCGCAGGCAUACGGGUCUGAGGCGAGCUCGCUCUCCGAGACUCCCUCCGGGCACAGGAAGGAGCGGAGACACCACAACCUCGCCGGCCUCCCGGCAUGGCGCUUCCAUGCGGCAUGCGCUUCCGUUUGGAGCGCGACCUUCCUCUCAGCGUUUGACAGCACAGUUGUUGCGACGCUGCUCGGCGACAUCUCGAGCGGCUUCAACGCCUUCCAUCUCGCCUCGUGGCUCGGCACAGCCUACCUCCUCUCUCUGGCCUGCUUCACGCCCGUGUACGGCCGCCUCGCCGAUGCUCUGGGUAGGCGAGACGCCCAGCUCGUCGCCCUUGUCUUCUUCACUGCUGGUACGGCGGGAUGUGCCAUCGCGCCUUCCAUGAUGACACUUAUCCUCGCCCGUGUCAUCGCCGGCAUUGGCGGCGCGGGUCUCACCUCGGUCGGCUCCAUCCUCCUCUCCGACCUCGUGGACUUGCGCCACCGCGGGCUGUACCAGGGUCUCGCGAAUAUGGUCUACGCUCUCGGUGCAAGUCUCGGCGGUCCGGUCGGUGGCUGGGCCGCCGACCAAUUCGGGUGGCGCGUCGCCUUUGGCGCACAGGUCCCUCUCCUUUUCGGGAGCAUUAUCGCUAUCUGGUGCUUUGUGCCCGGCGACUUGGGUGGUCGCGUACGCGACGCAGACGACGAGCACCACACCCUUACGUGGCAGCAGAAGCUCGCGCGUAUCGACUACGCUGGUUCCACCGCCCUCGGGGUAGCAGUCACCGCGCUCCUCCUCUCAAUGUCGCUCAAGACCUCCGGCUCCGGCGGCGUCGAGUACAGCUGGUCCGACCCUACAAUCUGGGGCCUCCUCCUCGUCUUCGUGGCGUUCACAAUAUUCUUCCUCAUCAUCGAGGCGUAUUGGGCGACCGAGCCAGUGCUCCCUCUCAGCAUGUUCAAGCGCGCGACGCCGACCGCUGUCGCCCUUGGCAACUUGGUCCUCGCCAUGUGCAUCUUCUCGCUCCUCUACAACGUACCCUUGUACUUUGUUGCGGUCAAGCUGCGCUCCGCAACGGUUGCGGGCGCCCACCUCCUGCCUUACUCGGCAUUCAUCGGCGCGGGCUCUCUCAUUGUCGGCCUCAUCAUGCGCGUAACGGGCCGCUACUACGCCCCGAUGGUGGUAUCCGGGCUGAUCGUGCUCGCCUCGUGCGGAAUGAUGCUCACUUGGGGCGAGAACACGCCGGAGUGGCUCACUUGGGUGGCCCAGUCCCCUGCUGGAUUUGGAUACGCAGGUGUCCUCACAACGACGCUCGUUGCGCUCAUGGCGGACAUUGCCAAGGAGGGCACUGGCGAAAUUGCCGUGGGUACAGCAAUGACCUACAUGGCGCGCACGAUCGGGCAGGUGCUGGGGGUGAGCUUCAGCAGUGCCAUCCUGCAGGCUACUUUGGAAUCGGACCUUCGCGCGCGAAUCAGCGACCCAGACCUCGUCCAGCGCAUCCGCCGGAGCACAGAUGCUGUGCGUACGCUCCCUCCUGGGGUCCGCGAAAUCGCCGUAUCCGCCUACUCGCACGGCCUGAAGCCCAUCUGGAUCUUCAACCUGGUCCUAGCAGCCAUCACGGUGAUUGCGCUGUGCCGCGCGACAAACGAGGUCAUGCCGGAGAGCAAGCCGCUUGACGACGACGACGAGGCGUAG
Molecule: messenger RNA, 1701 nt
Organism: Cutaneotrichosporon cavernicola
Lineage: Eukaryota; Fungi; Basidiomycota; Tremellomycetes; Trichosporonales; Trichosporonaceae
Exons: 2
Coding region: 1-1701 (566 amino acids)
Biological process (GO): transmembrane transport; basic amino acid transport
Cellular component (GO): plasma membrane; fungal-type vacuole membrane
Molecular function (GO): basic amino acid transmembrane transporter activity
Source: RefSeq, a predicted model, not a curated record